GAUCCAUGAGAAGGUGAAUGUUAGAUUUCAUCCUUACUCUACGUCUACAUCAUUUAAACCACUUGUUCCGUAAUCUUUUGUUAGUGUUGCGUAUAACAUUUAUAUACAUUCAUAUUACAUUAUUAUAUGUGUUGCAACCCAUUUGUGUCAAUUUCUAGGUCCCAAAUAUUAGCGAUUUAGCUCCUUAAAUUUGACCUAAAUCAAUGCUGUUUAGCACAUUUAAUAGUAUAUCCGCAUUCCUCAGCUGAUCCGUAAUUUAGCUCGCAGUUGUGACAGUGGAUGAUGAUUUUGCAAGGCACGUUAACUGAAAAUUCAUAAUUUUGACAAUCUAGGUGUGAUCGCAAGUUCACAUGUAGAAUUAGUAAUACCGGUAAUUUAAGCAUACAAAGAUACAAGGAGUUCCUAAAAAGAUGGAAGAUAUUCAACAGAACACCCCAAGGGCUAUGACAAAUUUUCUCGAAAGUUUAAAAUAUUUUAUUGAAACAAGAGAAGAUAGAAGCCCUACUGAUAGUCAACAAACAUUUUAUUUUAUAACUGUUUCAACCAAAUUAAAAAUACCAAUCAAUCUCAAAUCUGAAAUUUUAGCAGGAAGAAAUGAUUGGAUUGAUAUUAUAGAAUUCUCAGACACACGAUUUGAACAUUUGGAUAAAAUCCCAGUUACUGAUACAUGCAUUUCCAAAAGAGAAAUACAAAAUGCGUUCAUUAUGGAUGCAUUAGAAAUAGAUAAGUCUAGCACAAUGAUAAACAAUCAAACUGGCGAUGAUAUAAAUGUGGAUCAUACAGGCGAAAAUUCUGAUUAUGAUGGUAAUUUCAACUGUGUGGAAGAGCAAUCAAAGGAUCAAACAACCGACAUUGAUGAAAAUAUAUCGGAUACCUUGACAACACCAGUCUUUGUUGUUCCCAUUAAAAAGAAAAGAAAAUGUGCCCGAAAAAAAGGGAUUAAGUCUGGAAAGAAAAAUAAUUCUGCAGACAAAUCAACCAAAGUAGUUAAUAAGAACGAAAAUACACAAUCAAUAAAAAAAUCCAAAGAAGAAAAUAUUGUUGCCGUUCCUAAAAAACCUGCAGGAAUGAAAUUGAGAGAGCCAAAAAAAUACUCCUGUGAGUAUUGUGGGGAAACUUUCCUCAAAUUAGACAUCUUUAAAGCUCAUCUGUCUAUUCACGGGACGGAACAUUUGUUUAAGUGCACUUUUUGUCCGUUAAGUGUUAAAUCAGAAUCAGUUUUGAAAAAUCAUCUGCUUAUACAUUCGGGCAUUCGACCUUUUACUUGUGAUAUAUGUGGGAAAUCUUUCACUUUAAAAUCUACAUUAAAGAUUCACAUGCGAUCCCAUACUGGGGAGAAGCCUUAUGUUUGCCAUAUUUGUGGAUUAUCAUUUAAACGAUGUUUUUUGCUGAAACUUCAUGUUCUUAAGCACAGUGGCGUUCGACCAUGGCAGUGUGAAUAUUGUCCAAAAACCUUCGCUAGCAAAUUUGAGGUCAAAUGUCACACAAGAUGUCACACUGAUAUUCUCAAAUUCCAGUGUGACAUUUGUGGUAAAAAAUUCCGUACUAAAGGUGGCCUAGCCAAACAUAUCACAACACACUCUGAUGAAAAACCAUUUGCAUGUACUCUCUGUGAUUCUCGGUUCGUCAACAAGGUAUAUCUUAAAAAUCAUAUAAAAACACAUAGCACUUCACAGAAUUACACAUGCGAAAUUUGUGGAAAACGCUUGAAAACUCUCUGGAGUUUGAAGAAACACAGACAAAUACACAGUGAUGCUCGUCCUUUCAAAUGUGACAUCUGCCAAAAAGAUUUUAAACUUAUGUAUGUUCUUCAGCAGCAUGCUAAAAUGCAUCAAGAUGUGAAAGAAUACAAGUGUCAAUAUUGUGAAAAACUUUUUACUUUCAAUAGUAGUCUUUAUUCACAUCUUAAAGUACAUCAUAAAAAUAAACAGAAAGAAAAAAUUGUUAUGACUGCUAAGCCAUCAACAAAGUCUUUGGUGAUUGAGCUAAACCAGGAAGAAAGUCUGUUGUGAUUAAGCUGAGCCAUGAACAAUAUUUGUUGUUAUUGAGAUAAGUCACAAAGAAAGUCGUUUGUGAUCGAGCUAUAAUAUCUGUUGUUGUUGAGCUAAGCCAUGCUUAAAGUCUGUUGUAAAUUCAUCGUAGCCACAAAGAAAAUCCAUUAUAAUUGAGCUAAGCCUUGAAGAAAAUCUGUUGUGAUUGAGAUAACUCAUGAAGAAAGUCUGUUGUUAUUGAGAUAAGCUUUGAAGAAAGUCUGUUGUUAUUGAGAUAAGCUUUGAAGAAAGUCAGUUGUUACAAUAAGCAGGACACAUAAUCCAUUCUGAAAUUAACCAAUCAGAGAUCAGAAUUGGGUUACUGGAAGUGGUGGUGAACUUAAGUAAAUGGGGCCUAUAAGCACCAUUCCCUUUGAUAUUAACAGACUAUCAGCAAAAACAAUUUCUUGAUAAUUUGAUUUGUAGUAUCUUGUAUUAUGAAUAAGCUUAUGGAUAUUUAUAAUUACCACUGAAAUCAGUAGUCUAAAUAUAUAUAUUAUAAUCUUUAAAGGAGCUAAAUCGCAAAUAUUUUGGAUCUAGAAAUUGACACAAAUGGGUCCCAACCUAUAUAAUAAUGUAAUAUGAAUGCAUAUAAACUGAUUUACAUUCAA
Patella vulgata (common limpet) is the source of this 2641-nucleotide messenger RNA. RefSeq names its product gastrula zinc finger protein XlCGF57.1. NCBI's taxonomy places the organism in Eukaryota, Metazoa, Mollusca, Gastropoda, Patellidae. The transcript is spliced from 2 exons. Bases 411 to 2012 code for a protein of 533 amino acids. The record is from RefSeq and is a predicted model, not a curated record.